Messenger RNA from Conger conger (European conger), 5452 nucleotides. Its product is annotated as zinc finger protein 644-like. The transcript is spliced from 7 exons. Gene Ontology annotation, cellular component: nucleus. The coding region runs from base 187 to 4041 and encodes 1284 amino acids. Gene Ontology annotation, biological process: regulation of transcription by RNA polymerase II. Gene Ontology annotation, molecular function: RNA polymerase II cis-regulatory region sequence-specific DNA binding; DNA-binding transcription factor activity, RNA polymerase II-specific. Lineage: Eukaryota; Metazoa; Chordata; Actinopteri; Anguilliformes; Congridae. The record is from RefSeq and is a predicted model, not a curated record.
GUAGUUUAGGCUGCAGACUAUCAGGCAAAAUGGCGGCUGUGAAAUGGAUGGAGGACGAUAGCGAACAAUAAUCAACUGUAACGAUUAUCGUGCUUAUUGUUUACAUUUCCUGCAUUGGAAAGGUGGAUUUUCAGAAGAGUGCAGAGAGGAGCCAAUGCUUUGGAACAGCCUGAAUAAAUUGUGGAAAUGGCUGAUCUGAAGCAGCGUGCCAAGGAAAAGAAAGAUGCAGACUCUGUAUCAGACAGGGCAGACAUCACUCAGGAAUCGCUGAAGAACCGUAUGUCCUCUCUUCGGAAAAGCACUUCAAGACUGUGUCAGCUGUCUAGGCUGCCCUUGGGCAGUUCUGAAAAGCCUCUAAACGGAGCCCAACCUGCUCUGUUUGUUUGCGGCAGUGUCCCUGAUGUAGAUCCAGAUGGGUCACCAACUCAUGCUCUCGCAAACGGACCUGGUUCACAUGCCACCUUGGAUGAGCUCUGUGCCUCGAACAACGGUGGCGUUUCAUUGAGCGAAACUGCACCAGGGCAAGCGGGGAAAGUAUCGCAGCCGUCCAGCGAGCCCAAGGCAGACUCUCUGAAGAAUGUGCCAGGGAUCCUCCCCAAAGGAUCAGCCACGCAGGUGUGUGCCAAGGCGACGGUGUCGAAAGGAGACGAGAGCAAGUCUGAGGCCCUGGACGGACUCUCUGCGGACAACCAGGACGAAAUGCUGGUCAGUCAAAUCAGGGCCCCGAAGGGGAUUGGUGCCAGGCGAAUAUGGGAUUUCGACAUGGAGUCUUCUGAGAGCUCUUCAGACGACUACGAGAGUGCGAACGAUCUGAACUGGGACCCCCAGAAGGAGUUCAUGCAGUUCCUGUGGAAUGACCAUGACGAUCCGGACCUGGAGAAGAAGCUGGAGACGGCGCCUCAGCCCGCUGGGGGAAGACGACGAAAGCGCAAGAUGGACAUGGUGGUGAUGGUGGACCCUUCUGAAAAGCUUUACGAUGAGAAGUUGCUGGCGGACGUCGAUUCGGAUUUUGAGGAGGGUGUGCCAAAUGCUAUUUCUGGCAGCAAUGUACAUUCCCGCAGGAAAAGGCCCAAAUUGCAGUCUUCGCUGAGCUCCUGUGAAACCUACCCGAGUGACACUGUAGAGGCCAUCAAGCAGCUUAUGUUAAGUGCGCCGUCAAAAAAAACCAAGGACGACGGCCUCCGCGAAGUCGAUGCGGAUUUGGGCUCGGAAGAAGAGCCCUCGUUUUUUCCGUGCACCAAGUGCAAUGUCAAUUUUAAAGAGAAGAAGCAUUUGCACAGGCAUAUGAUGCACCAUCUGGAUGGCGGCAGUCAGUUUCGCCACAUGAACGUGCCUCGGCCCUUCAUAUGCAGGGAGUGCGGCCGCUCCUUCCGCGACCGCAACUCCCUCCUGAAGCACAUGACCAUCCACCAGGAGCGGCGGGAGAAGCUCAUGGAGGAGAUCAAGGGCCUGAACGAGCUCAAAGACGAAGGCAGGACCGCGCGCCUGCAGUGCCCGCAGUGCGUCUUCGGCACAAACUGCCCCAACACGUUUGUCCAGCAUGCCAAAACCCACGAGAAGGACAAGCGGUACUACUGCUGCGAGGAGUGCAACUUCAUGGCCGUCACGGAGCACGAGCUGGAGCACCACCUCUCCACCGCCCACCGCGUCGCCCAGUACGUGGCCGUGAGAAAGAACGACCGUUCGCAGGAAAACAGGACCCUCGUCGCCAAGAAAAACAACGUGGUCGACUCGUCGUCCUUGCUCUGCAAGAUAUGCCCUUACCGCACUCAGAGCAAAAACGCCCUGAAAAAGCACGUCGAGCUCAUACAUCGACAGCCGUACGUCGAUUCCGAUAGCCCGGCCUACGAGAGUACAAACAACUAUGCAACGCCUGUGCAUGAGCCACACAAGUUUGCAGGAAAGUCCCAAAAAACAGACGUACUAGACGUACAGCCAAAGCUCAGCAUAGAGAAGCAGCCUUUCAGGAAAAGGACAGAACUGCCCUUUCGGUCUGAUGACAUAGCCGAUCUAAUUAGGAAGAAGAAAACCACACAGAAAGCCCGUAAAGGUUUCAAUUCCUCGCUGGCGAAGUGGGGCUUCGGCAGCUCGGCCAACAGGCAAACGGCAACGCAACAAGGAAGUGACAAGGAGGGCAAGUCUUCUCUUCAGCAGGCUGAAAAAAUAGACAUUACGACGGGUCUUCCUUACGUUGAAGAUGGUUACAAGGACAGUGACCAAGGUUACGGGGUCACGUUUUCAGCAAACUCAAAAAAGCCAAACUCUCUCCCUAGCUGCUACAAGCAACCAACACCCAAAACCGAGAAGCCCAAUAACAUCUGCUACCCAGGCUGCAAUUCAGACAAGGGCAAAGGGGGCGGUGAAGACCACCACGGCAAGAGUUCAACAGUGGAGCCGACCAUCAAAGGAAAGUCUCCAUCCAAAAGAAAAAUGUCAACUCCUUACCACAACACUAUGGACAAAGCACCUGCGCUGCUUUUACCAAAACGGGAACAAACUCCAAAGAGGCAUGAAACGCCCGAGGACAUGGAGGAAUGUGACGGAGCUUAUGACUUUGAUGACUACGCCAGUGAGGCCACGUCUAACUUCCUUGACAACAGUGAAAAUGAACAAAACCCUUACGCGAGGAGCUACUUCAUCCGCCGGCAGCGAUUUACCACCAAAGAAGAGGGGGGGUCCCCCAGCGACCUGCCCAAAAAGGACUGCGACUGGGAGAAUGGCGGUGAGCCCGUACAGAAGCUGGUCGUGAAAGAAGAGUGCAUCGAGACCGAGGUGUGCCAGGAGGACCCGGAGGCUGACGCGGGACCCCACAGUGACCCUCUCCAGGACUUUGAAAUGUCCCCCUUUGGGUCUGAACGCAAGUCCUGCCCCUACUGCCCUGCCCAGUUUGAGUCCGGGGUGGGCUUGUCCAAUCACGUUCGCGGACAUCUGCACAGAGUAGGACUGAGCUACAACGCACGUCACGUGGUGUCACCGGAGCAGGUCGCCUCUCAGGACAGGAGGCCCCGUAUUCGCCGGAAGAUCACCAGCAUACGCCGCAUCAAAAAAGCGCACAAGACCGAGUCGCAGACCGAACACACCUGUCCGCUAUGCGGCGGCUGGUUCGACACGAAGACCGGGCUGUCCAAUCACGUACGAGGCCACCUGAAACGCAUCGGGAAGACGAUCACCAGCACAAGCAAGUCCCCGCUGUGCAUCCUCAACGAGAUGAUGCAGGACGAGGAGGAGUACCGGAACAUUCUGCAGGUGCUAAACAAGAAGCAGUUCCUGUCCCGGCCCUUCGUCUCCCAAAAGUUCGCCGGCAGCGACGGCCUGUUCCUGUCGCCGACGGGGGUCCCGGUGAAGAUCCAGCACAUCGGUCAGGACGGGAAACCCUGGGGGCCGGCGGUGACGUCCGGUCCGGAGGAGGAGAGCGUGGACAAGGAGCCGGCGGGGACCAAACCUGGCGUCAAAGCUCCCAACUCCAGCACUUUGAUUGAGCUGCUUAAGAAAAAAAAGCUUGACGAGGAGAUAGAGAAGAAUCGCUCGCAGACCGCCAGGAAGUGUGUCAGCGUGUCCCCUUCCAAAGAGCGUAGCAUCGCCGCACAACCUGUUAAGACUGAGUCUGGCUGGCCACCUGAGAAAAAUGAACUGAACAAAAAGGUGUGCAUACACUGCAACACAACAUUCCCCAGUGCGGUCAGCCUGUCCAAUCACCUGCGUGCAUAUGCACGGCGGAAGAGAGUGGCUCUUCUGGAGGGAACAACCUAUGACUGUAAACAGAAGAAGCCGAGAUCAAGGCCUGGGUCAAAGAAGAAGAUGUUCUCAGUGCCGCAUGCAGCUGAUGAGAUCUAUCGGCUCACCUGCAGAUUCUGCGACCUAGUCUUCCAGGGUCCCCUGUCGGUGCAGGAGGACUGGAUCAAGCACUUGCAGAGGCACAUUAUGAACACCAGCGUCCCGCGCACCGGGGCGGGCAUGGUGGAGGUGACGUCGCUGCCCAAAGACCCGUCCUCGCCCGAGCGUCAGACGCCGCCCCCGCCAGCGACCCAGGUCGCCUCGUGAGCGACGGAGCGAUGGCAGACUCACUCUUUCACUUUAGGUCAAACAUGCACAUGUACAUAUAUAAAUAACUAUAAAAUAUGUAUAUACAAUUUUCUUACGAUGGAUACAGAACUCUCCUUCCCUUUUUUUAUAUCGCUGUCCAUUAGGAUUUUUAAAUCAUGUGAUUUGGUUAUGGAAAAUGAAGUCUAGUUGUGCAACACGGAAAAAAACCAAGAUGAAAUGAAAUUGAGAAGAUUUGUAUCUCGUUAACUCCUGUGUAGCACUACUUUUUUGGGGUAUUUCUCGCAAUGUUUUAGUGAUAUUUUACACAGUCCACAUUUUAGAAUUUAUAUUGCGAUCACUGUUUUCUUUUUAUUAAUGCAGUAAUAUGGAUUGUGUGAACCCACGACCAAAAGAGACAACCCCAUACCUCAGUGUGUGUCAGUGCUUUGUCCAUUUUGUGUAGUCUUUGAGGGCUUUAGUGACUAUAUUUUUGGCACGGUCCCCAUUUGUAUGUCCUCCUUUACUGAUUUUACACGCAGCUUCUAACGGUUAAAAUGUCCUCAGUUGUUGCGUUGCGUAUGUGUUAAUAAUCAUCCAACACAAAGGUUAAUGAUCUACUAAAUGGCCUUUUUCCCCAAAGGCAACUUAUUUCCGAUUAGUCCGACAUUUCAUGCAAUCAAAUUUAUAAAUAUUCAUUUUGGAGAAGGUUUCUCGUAAUGUAUUUAAAGUGCUUAUGGAUGGUAUGGAUUUAGUUUUCUAGACAGAUUUCUUGAACAACUGCUCAGUGAAACUUUGCCAGUGGAUUUUUUUAAUAGCUGUGGUUGACUGGACUCAAUCAAUAGCAUCUCACAAACUCAAAAUAUCAGGUCCUUGAAUUGGUGUUUAUUACAGAAUGAAGCACAUUCAUGUUUUUUAACGUUGUUUAAUGCCGUAACUACUACAACUACUUCUCCCUGAUAUAUAAAAAAUCUCCUUAUGUUCACUUACUGUAUUUAAACCAAUUUACUGUUUCAGGAUUUAUGCCAUUUGAAAUUGUGUUUUUAAAUUAUUUUAAUGUAAAUCACAUGGUUAUGGUGCUGAAUCCUCAUGUUAGAUAUGCUAAAUAAAACGGCUUAAAGUUAUACGUACCCCUCCUGACAACGUGUGUUUCUGAGUAGUGAAUGUUACAAAAAAAAAACAGUUAAGCAUUUGUAUUUAAGUUGUGGAUGUGUUGAGAUGACAGUAUGUACCAUGUAUCCAUUCAUUUUAUUGCUGUAGAUAUAACAGUUGAUUUUGCUGAUAAAAAGUCUAAGGUAAAGCUUAUUUUGCUUUGUGUUUAACUUGACUGUAUACCUUUUUUAAUCCAUGUACAAAAAGUGAAAAAAAUGCUUGGUAAUUGACAUAUCAUGUGAACAUAUCCAGGUAGGAUAUUAAAAAUUGAAAAAGUAAA